This is a messenger RNA of Drosophila navojoa, 351 nucleotides long. It is a transcript of the gene pHCl-1, whose product is annotated as pH-sensitive chloride channel 1. Gene Ontology annotation, biological process: monoatomic ion transmembrane transport. The record is from RefSeq and is a predicted model, not a curated record. Lineage: Eukaryota; Metazoa; Arthropoda; Insecta; Diptera; Drosophilidae. Gene Ontology annotation, molecular function: transmembrane signaling receptor activity; extracellular ligand-gated monoatomic ion channel activity. Gene Ontology annotation, cellular component: membrane.
UGUUGUUUUCAAAAUGAUUAUUUUCUUUUUUUGUCUUUCAAUACCCCAUAUCAGGGUGAAAAACGACGCGAUGCCAGCGCGCCAAAUGAAAUUGUAGCAUGUACCACAUGUGGAAGCAGUAAUAGCCCAUGUACCCAUUCGGUCAAUAAUGGAUGCGCCACAGAGACCUGUUUUGUACAGAUGCGCAAAAAGGAGCCGCCACAUCCUAUUCGUGUGGCUAAGACGAUUGAUGUGAUUGCAAGAAUAACAUUUCCAACAGCCUAUGCGAUUUUUCUCAUAUUUUUCUUUGUACACUAUAAGGGAUUUUCAUAAGGCUAAGCUAAAAUCAACAAUUAACAAGCGCUAAAUAAA